Daucus carota subsp. sativus is the source of this 1412-nucleotide messenger RNA. RefSeq lists its product as uncharacterized. Gene Ontology annotation, molecular function: heme binding. The transcript is spliced from 9 exons. Bases 86 to 1174 code for a protein of 362 amino acids. NCBI's taxonomy places the organism in Eukaryota, Viridiplantae, Streptophyta, Magnoliopsida, Apiales, Apiaceae. The record is from RefSeq and is a predicted model, not a curated record.
AAAAAAAGACAUACAAGAACUAUAAAACUAAAAAGAACUCACAAACACAACGGGCUUGAUCCAAUCUCGCAACUGUAAUACCAGGAUGCUAAGCCACUUUGUUCUCCUUUCGCUUGCAUUAAUUUCAACAAUCCGACUUGUUAAUUCGCACGAAGAGAAAGGUGAGUGGAGCUGCAACUCACCCUCUCAUAUCCGAGUCAAUGCCGAGUUCAGGCCCGGAAUCGUCACUCUCGACGGCCAUGCUGAUGAUUGGAAAACCAUUGAUGGCUAUGAAUUCUCUCUCUUAAUUGCUGUUGACCCAGAUGCUGAAAGUGAAUAUAGAGGUGGAAAAAUGACUGUCAAGUCCUUGCAUGAUGGUCAUGAUGUCUUCUUCCUGCUGCAAGUAGAUGGAGAAUAUGUGUACUCUAAAGGGAAAAACACUGAAUGUCCCUCUGUAGCUCUUAUGUUUCAGAUCGGUGAAAAUGCAUCUUACCAUAGAAUGGGUGGAUGUGGGGAAGGACCAGAUACUUGCACCAGAAAGAAUUGCCAUGGGCAUGAAGUAGAUAUCAUGCAUUUUUCAUUAGGAACUGCUAUACCAGGGCGACUCUAUGGUGGCAAUUUGGUGGACAAUAGCCUUGGGUAUGGAGGAGGGGACAGGUCUGGCCAUUUGGUUGAUGUAUAUGCUUGGAACCCUCACUGCCGAUAUCUUGAUGGUGCUGGUCCUUCAGGAAAUGAUUCUAGUGCACAGAAUAACUGGAGUGGGGCAUGGUGGCACAGUAGCUUAACUGUUCAUUCAGGUUUUGUGGAGGAAGACAGCCCAUAUGCAGAUGCAAAUAAAAAGGGCACAUAUAAUUUUGAAUUUUCAAGGCCUUUGAGAACAAUGGACCGCCUUCAACAGGAUGCUCAGUUUGCAAUUGGCAAGUCAACCAACUUCUCUGUAGCUUUCUGGUACCCAGAGAAUAAGAAGCCGUGGCAUGGAUCGGGACACUACUCUAUUAACUGUGACUGGAUACCGCUGAAUAUAGUAUCAGGCAAAACUGGUGCUCCCAAGGAAGCAGAAAGUAGUUCAUGGAACACAGUCACGGUUUUGUCAUUCCUCUUCUCUCUUGCUGCGUUUAGCACAUCCAUUUUUGUCGGAUACCGAGCUGCUACUUCACCCAAGACUAUUCCCUUCACACCCAUGGAGACUCUGUAGGAGACAUGACCGGAAUUAAAUUCAGUGCUCACUUUUAAGGUCGCGUAGAUUAUCGGCUAUACUAAUACAUUGAAAACACAGAGAGAGAUUUUACCCAUGUAAGUGAUAGUUAUAGCAAAGUUUUCAUGAUCUAUGGAACAUAUUUUUGUAACUAAUUUAUUGAAAAAUGUUUUGUUGGCUUUAUAGCACUCAGACCACCCAGGUAUUAUUGAUGACACACAUAAACCAUCAAAGUUCA